AUGUCGACCUCUUCCGAUCCACCUCCGCGCGCACCUCGGAGCCAGUUCUUGCAGAAGCUCCAUGGCCUGCUCGAGCACCCUCUCGACUCGACCGGCCUGCGAUGGGUCACGGACGAUUCGUUCGAGGUCAGCUCGAAGGAUGCUGUCGCGAUUCACGCGCUGAGUCCCGCCUUCGAGUUCAACUCACUCAGCAGCUUCAUCCGUCAACUCUCGUACUACUCCUUUCGACGGCUCUCGGACCGUCGCAGGUCGACGGAACGGCGGAACUCGAACACUGGUUACAUCCUCUUCACGCAAGUUCUGCUUCGUCGCGCACGACCGCGACCUCGGCUGAUCCACCUCAUUUACAGUCACCCGUCUGGCUUCUUCGUCCGGGGAGACCCCUCGAAGCUCACCCAGAUCGUUCGCAAACCUCGGAACCGGCCGGAGAAGGGCAGGAGGGUUAGCACGACGUCGUCGAUGGCGUCGGACGAGAUGCCCAUCGCGUACGAGCCGCCUGCCGUCCCGCAUCUCCCGGCCUGGACGACUGCGCCAGAGUACCAGCGACCACCGUUCUCGGCGCGGACGUCGGUCAACCUUCCCAGCCUCAGCUCGUCGUUUGCGUCUCGGAACGAGUUCGUGCAGUGGCGCAACUAUGCCCCGACGACUGGCGGAUGGCUCGACCCGAACCGCGCCGACGCCUCAGAUCGCUUCUCUGCAAUGCCGCGCCGGUCCAGUUUGGGUGACUUCAAGCUCGCCGCUCCGACCUUCUCGUCAGGUCUUCCCGGCGUACAGGAAGCGCGACCACCGUUGCGGAAGGCUGCAUCGUCCCUCACUGUCCAGACGCAGAACCUCGUUCCCCAACAGCCUUACUUCGAGCCGGCCUCGGAGGACUGCCAGCCGGGAUUCCGCCCUUCACCCUAUCCGACGCCGACGUUCAGCCCGACUACGAACACCUUCUUCACUGCCACCAACGGAUCUGCGCAUGACUACUACGCCGCACCUGCCGCUGGACCGGCGUGGACUCCUGCGCAGCAUGUCCAGCAACACUCGCACGUCGCGUACGACCCGUCGCCUUUCCCCCCAGCCUAUCAGCCAAUCGCGCCCACCAAGAUUACGCCUACCCACGACCAGCUUUCAUACCAUACCCCUUCGCCCGAUGCAUCGCCGCUCCAGUCGACCGCGAGUCUCCCCGGCACCAACCAUCUCGAUGCCGCUCAGGCGCACCUGGUGGGCGGCAGCAUCGUUCCUUCGAACAACUAUCUCUUGGGAAAUCACUCAAGCGUCGGAGGCGGCGGAUACUCGCAAGUGUCGGCCCUCUCGUCCUCGCCGUCUCGAACCUACUUCUCAACGCAGCAACAGCCAGCCUGGUCGCCGGCGCCCGUUCGCACGUCUUACGUCUAG
Molecule: messenger RNA, 1383 nt
Organism: Rhodotorula toruloides NP11
Lineage: Eukaryota; Fungi; Basidiomycota; Microbotryomycetes; Sporidiobolales; Sporidiobolaceae
Product: transcription factor
Exons: 4
Coding region: 1-1383 (460 amino acids)
Biological process (GO): regulation of DNA-templated transcription
Molecular function (GO): sequence-specific DNA binding; DNA-binding transcription factor activity
Source: RefSeq, a predicted model, not a curated record